Messenger RNA from Trametes versicolor FP-101664 SS1, 561 nucleotides. RefSeq lists its product as uncharacterized. The coding region runs from base 1 to 561 and encodes 186 amino acids. The transcript has 2 exons. The record is from RefSeq and is a predicted model, not a curated record. Lineage: Eukaryota; Fungi; Basidiomycota; Agaricomycetes; Polyporales; Polyporaceae.
AUGGUCUUGACCAAGGUGAGUUUCCCUCCUCCACAUUGCACUGUGCUUGUAACAGAUAUUUUGUACGUACAGAUUCGCCUGUUUGCCUCUAAGGUUGUGCACUCCAGCACGAUCCUGCUCCCUGCCUGGAAGGCCCGUGUGUCUGAGGCCAAGCUGCCGGCGAGGUUGCUUCCUCGUGACGUCCGGACGAGGUGGAAUUCGACUUACGAUAUGUUGACGGCGGCAAUCCAGUACCAGAAGGUGAUAGAUGCAAUGUGUGCAGACAAGGAGUUGGGGCUGAGGAAGCUCGAGCUCACGUCGCGCGAGUGGAUGAUUGCCACGCAGCUCGCGGACGUACUUAAGGAUGCAACGGCGUUCUUUUCGCGGGGCACUCCUAACCUGGCGACAGUGAUACCUGCCAUGGACUCCAUCAACUCGAAGCUCGCCACCAAGCACCGUGACACCGCGAAGUACGACUACGCCAUCCGCACCGCCAUGGGUUUCGCGAAGCGAACACUCAACAAGUACUACGAGCUUACGGACACAUCGGCCGUGUACCGUAUCGCCAUGAGUGAGUUAUAA